Molecule: messenger RNA, 1836 nt
Organism: Seminavis robusta
Lineage: Eukaryota; Bacillariophyta; Bacillariophyceae; Naviculales; Naviculaceae
Source: the annotation of a GenBank genome assembly
AUGAAGGGUGUCCAGUCGACAGAAUUCUCACAAGAAGAAGUGGUUGCCAAGGAUAACCAUCGUCGCAAUCAGCAGUGUCAACUAGUCUGCUUGAUUGAUGUCAUUGGAUAUCUCUACGAUGGCGGAGCGGAGAAUGACGGGGCUCCACAACAAUCCACAGCAUCGAAAGGCGAUGAACUCUACCUAUGUCGAUUGCAGGGACACUCCUACCACAAAAGUCGAGCUGGAUACCGAAUCGAGUUGCCACAGCCCUUUGCUAAUACCCACCGCGAGGAACUGGAUGAAGCAGAUGCCACCAUUUGCAUUUCCAAAGGAUACGUCGAUGGCAACAGUCACAGAGUUGUCAUUGACGAAGAUGCAGCAGUUUCUAUGAUCUCGAACCGUCGCCGACUCAGUGGCCACCUGGCUCCCAUUGCGGGGAAAAGAAACGUGCUGGCAGUGCAACUCACAACUAGUAUGAACGAGCACCCAGAACUGUCCAUGGUAGAUAUUCAAGGAUCCAUUUUUGGCACUGGAUCUAGAGCGCCCGGCCAUGAUUUUGCAUCUCAGUACCGAGAUUGUUCCUUUGGAGCUUUGGACUUUCAACCGGCAACUGGUAACAAUAUUCAAAAUGGGGUAACACACGUGAGAAUGCAAAAGCCUGUCGCCGGAGGAGAAAUCCUUGGAUCACUUCAAGAUGACAUUUUGGAAGCAACUGAAGAACGAGUUGGUUCUCUGGAUCAGUUUGAUCACAUCAUUUACUGCAUUCCUGACGAUGCGCUUAUGGAUGGAAGUUCCAAGUGGACAGCCUUUACAUACUUCCACUCUCAUUGGAGUUUCUUCCAAAAGCGCCGAUGUUCAGCCAUGUCUGUUGUCAUCCAUGAGCUUGCCCACAAUCUAGGAUUUCGACAUUCAGGGUUUGAAUCAGAAUCAUAUGGCGAUGAAAGUGGUUACCUUGGCUUUACUGUGUACAAAGUCGGGUCUCCGUUGAAGUGCUUCAAUGGCCACAAAAACUGGAUUUCUGGUUGGUUCCAGGACAGGGCAGUGCACAUUGACCCCAUUGUAGAGUCUUCUCGACUGUUUCGGCUCGUCACAUUCGUGGACUACGACAAACCAAUGCACCAGUCGGAUGUUGUCCUUAUCAGGGUGGGGAACUACUACGUUCAAUACAACCGAGCCAAAGGAAUCAACAUUGAUACCGGUAUGAAUGCUGAUACGGUCACCAUCACAUACGCAAGAGAUCAUGUUUCAGACUCGGAAGCCAUUGCUGGCCUCGCAUCUGGCCAAGCACAACAACUAAGCAACUACAAGGGAACAGGACUCGAUCUUGUUGUCGAGGUUUGCGAGGUGGGUACUGCAGAAGGAGCUUCGUCCGUCAUUUCAAUGGCACGACAAGCCAUUUUUGGAGAAACCCUUUCGCCGUAUUCUCCCAUUGACUACGCGUGGGUGAGCAUUUACCUUGACGAUGGCGUGCAACAAUCCAGGUGCCAUCAGCUCGGGCGCGAUCCAACUAGGGAACCUUCUGCUGCUCCUACUUCAGCUUCGCCAACGCUGAGACCGACAUUAUCACCUACUCAAUUGCCGACUUUGUCACCCACUCAAAGUCCAUCAGAGCCAUCAGCAUUCCCGUCAUCCCUCCCAUCAUCAGCCCUCCCAUCAUCACCACCCACAGUGGAUUCCCCAACACCCGCCCCAACAGACAGGGAAGUCAUACAGGGUGGCAUUAUAGAGAUCGAGUGGCCGGCUCUCGAAAGACGACAAAAGCGACGACAAAUCAUCACUGUCAAGGACAUGACCAAACUGGCAAAACGGGAGAACGACAGUUUGCACCGUAGACGGCGGCUAAGGGGUGUUUGA